AUGCCACGAAUCACUGACUAUCGGAAAACUGAUAAACUUUUUAAUUUAAACUGCUUUCGUGAAGUUAUGAGUAGAAACAGGUACAUGCUGAUAAUGCGUGUGUUACAUUUUAGUCGCAACCCUGAACGUGGAGCUGGAGUUUCUAAACCUAGUCGGUUAUAUAAAAUUGACACAGUUGUAGAAUAUUUCAAUAAUCGUAUGCUUGAAUUAUAUCAACCAUCUAAACAAUUAUCCUUGGACGAGUCAAUGGUCCUUUGGCGUGGCCGAUUAAUUUUCCGCCAAUAUAUAAAAAAUAAACGCCACAAAUAUGGAAUAAAACUUUAUAUGUUGACUGCACCUAACAGACUCGUUUUAGAUAUACUUAUUUUUUCUGGGCAAGGUACCGAUAGUACACCUGAACAAAGUCAUACAGAGCAUGUUGUUUAUAGACUGAUGGAAAACCAUUUGGACAAAGGUCACUAA
Molecule: messenger RNA, 462 nt
Organism: Acyrthosiphon pisum (pea aphid)
Lineage: Eukaryota; Metazoa; Arthropoda; Insecta; Hemiptera; Aphididae
Product: piggyBac transposable element-derived protein 4-like
Exons: 1
Coding region: 1-462 (153 amino acids)
Source: RefSeq, a predicted model, not a curated record